This is a messenger RNA of Balaenoptera acutorostrata (minke whale), 1740 nucleotides long. It is a transcript of the gene C8H2orf76, whose product is annotated as chromosome 8 C2orf76 homolog. Lineage: Eukaryota; Metazoa; Chordata; Mammalia; Artiodactyla; Balaenopteridae. The coding region runs from base 1259 to 1639 and encodes 126 amino acids. The record is from RefSeq and is a predicted model, not a curated record. The transcript has 7 exons.
GGGAGUUAGGACUUCAACAUGUUUUUUUAGGGGGGACACAGUACAACCCGCAACAGCAUUCAUCUAAAAAUCAGAAAUAAGCGAGUUGGUACUAAAAACACAGCCCUUUUCCUCAUGCAUUAUUGUCUCACAGUGGGGGGAAAACUGAGAGCAAGGAGGAAUAAGUGGGGCUGAGUCAGUCAGGAAAGGUCCGUCUGAUGAGGUGACAUUUACAUUGGGAACAGAAGGCUAGGGAGGAUCCAGGAAAGCAAGAAUGUUUCAAGCUAGGGAGCAACCUGUGUAAAGACCAGAAAUAGCUCGAUGUAUUGGAAGAAAUGAAAGAGGGGCCAGUGUCACUGUUGUGUGGUGGCGCAGGGGGAGAUGGGGUCUGGGGCCAAAUCAUGCAGGGACUUGCUGGCCAUGAUGAUGAGUUCACUACUUUAGGGGUUCUGGGGAGCCUUUGAAGAAUUUUAAGCAGGGGAGACAUACUCAGAUUUACAUAUUUAGAAGAUCACUCCCGCUGCUAUAUGCCACAUGGAUUGAGGGGACCACACUGGUGGUGGGAAGGCCAGUUGGGAAGCUUUUCUAUUUUUCCAAUAGAGACAAAGACAGUGGAGGCUGGGACUAGUGUAGCAGUAAGGGAGAUGGAGAGAAAUGGGGAAAUUCAAGGUACGUUUUGGGGAAAGAGCUGAGAAGAUUUGCUGAUGGGUUAGCUAGAGAGUAGGGAAAGGAGGAAUCCUUUGCUGAUGGCUUGAGUAACUCAGUGGAUGAUUGUAUAAUCGACUGAGAUGGGGAAAUCAGGGUUGGGGGUAGGUGUCAGAUUUAAACUGCCAAGUUCAGUUUGGGGUAUGUGAAAUGUUAAAUGCCUGGUGAUAUCUAAGUAGAGAAGUUAAGUAGCCAACCCAGUUUCGACCUCAGGGCUGGAAAUGUGUUUGAGAGAGUUGUCAGAGGAGCACUAACAUUUCAAGUUCUUAAAGAGGAGAGGAGCCUGGAAGCGAUCUAGCAAAGGAGCAGUGCAGAAAGAGACAGCUGGAGAAAGUGGUGUCACAGAGGCAGAGAAGGGUGAGCAAGUUCUUCAGCCGUGCUGAGCGCUUCUCAGAAGUUGAGUGUGAUCUUCCUUCACUGACAUCAGAGUGCUACGAAGAUAAGGACAGAGACGUGUUCAGUGGAUCUGACCUCGUGCUGUUUUAGCUGAGGGUUCUCCUUGUGCCAUGUGUGAGAGAGUCCCCAGGACACCUACCUAUGAAUGAAAUUGCUGGAUUGAAAGGAAUUUCUUCACAUGGCUUCCGAAGAUGUGACCGUUACGGUUCGCCUCAUUCGUUCAUUUGAGCAUCGCAAUUUCAGACCUGUAGUAUAUCAUGGAGUUCAGAUGGACCAAACUGUAAAGGAAUUUAUAGUAUUUCUAAAGCAAGAUAUCCCUUUGAGGACCAGCCUGCCACCACCAUUCAGAAAUUAUAAAUAUGAUAAACUAAAGAUUGUUCAUCAAGCACAUAAAUCAAAGACAAAUGAACUUGUGUUGAGUUUGGAAGAUGAUGACAGACUCCUGUUAAAAGAAGACAGCACCCUGACAGCAGCUGGAAUCGCCAAUGAAACUGAAAUUGCAUUCUUCUGUGAAGAGGACUAUAAGGGCUACAAAGCUAAUCCCCUUUCAUCCUGGUGAGAACUUCACAGGGCUUCCUUUUUGCAUACUUGUAUUAAGCUCUUUAUUCCACUAGUGAGUUUUUUAAAUUGACAAAUAAACUUAAAAAAAUGAAUCCCAAG